Rotaria sp. Silwood1 is the source of this 522-nucleotide messenger RNA. NCBI's taxonomy places the organism in Eukaryota, Metazoa, Rotifera, Eurotatoria, Philodinida, Philodinidae. The record is from the annotation of a GenBank genome assembly.
AUGACUACAUCAAAAUUAAUUCGUCAAUUUCAUGGAAAAAAUAUUCCAAUGGAAAUGUUGAAUAAUAUGGAUUCAUUAUAUUAUCGUUUAAAUAACUAUGAAGAAAAUCCUCAUCAAGUUGAACUAGCUUAUGCUAAUUCAAUUCUUAUUACAAUACGUUAUAAUUUAGCUCGUGUAUGCGAAGCAUCAUUUGAAUUUAAUAAAACUGAAACAUUAUAUAAAGAAAUUUUACGUGAACAUUCCAAAUAUGUUGAUUGUGUACUUCAUUUGGGUUCUAUGGUACAUGAUCGUGGUCAAAUUUAUAGUGCAUCUCAUUGGUUUAAAGAUGCACUGGAAAUUAAUUAUAAUUCACCGAAUGCAUGGACUAUGAUUGAAAAUAUACAUACGACAAAACAAGAAUGGAGACCUCGACAAAAGAAAUUUGAGAAAAUUUUAUAUAAUAGACAGACAACAAAUGAUUCGUUAUGUUUUAAUUUCAUUAGGAAAUAUAUGAUUACAAACUUUAUAUAUGUCGACAUGUGA